Mesorhabditis belari is the source of this 621-nucleotide messenger RNA. The record is from the annotation of a GenBank genome assembly. NCBI's taxonomy places the organism in Eukaryota, Metazoa, Nematoda, Chromadorea, Rhabditida, Rhabditidae.
AUGCUUCUCUUCCCUUUCAACUCGGUUCCGCCAGGAAUCCGAAACUCGAUUUACGAAUGCUUGGGGAUACCGGAUUCGCUGAAGCUGCUGAAAGUGGAUCAACAAACGAGGGCACAGAUUCUGCACCGCGGAGCGAUUCCAAAGAAAAUCACCCAAAUGCAAUUGCAACUCUUCGACGAUCCGGGCUCUUUCACCACCGAUCAAGAUCUCCAAGAUCCGAGAAAGAUGACUUUCAAAUUGAAGUUGAAUGUAAAACUGAACAGGACACUCUUUCAGGGCUUUCUCCCAGUUUUCCGGAUGAGAGCCGAGGAGUUUGAGGUCGCUGAAAGGUUCAAGAGUAGAAUCUUAAAAUUCGGUUUGACAGAAAUCAGCAAAGAUUCGAAUGAAGCUGAAAAAUUAUCAGAUUUCUUCACGAAAAUCCCAAAAAAUUACAAUGGGAUACCACUGAAAAACAUGAGUAUUUUGACUGGAAACACAGAGAAUUGGCAAUUCGAGGUCAGCGAUCAAAAGCGAUGGUUUAUGAGGAGAACGACGAGGAGAAAAGAGGCCGUCUACAUGGUUUCUCUUAACGAAGCUCACACAACAAGAGUUGAUCGGAAUUCAACUUUUAAUGAUGAGCUU